Limulus polyphemus (Atlantic horseshoe crab) is the source of this 4866-nucleotide messenger RNA. Its product is annotated as ATP-dependent DNA helicase Q5-like. The transcript has a single exon. The coding region runs from base 754 to 3639 and encodes 961 amino acids. Gene Ontology annotation, biological process: double-strand break repair via homologous recombination. Lineage: Eukaryota; Metazoa; Arthropoda; Merostomata; Xiphosura; Limulidae. The record is from RefSeq and is a predicted model, not a curated record. Gene Ontology annotation, molecular function: ATP binding; 3'-5' DNA helicase activity; four-way junction helicase activity. Gene Ontology annotation, cellular component: chromosome; cytoplasm.
AUAUAAUAAUUAAGGUUAGAUUUUUUGUUUUUUACAAUUGUGUUAAUAAUUGUAUCUCCUCUCUCCAGCAAAAGUCUGAUAUUCUCACAUUUCUGUCAUGAGAUAUCAGCUUGAAGCUUUUUCUGUGAACUGAAGGCAGAAUUUGGAAUUGAAGUUUUGAAAAGUGUAGCUCUAGUUGAUUCUUCAGAAGUAAGAAUGAUGGCUCUUGGACCAGACAAAGUGGAAAAGGUUUUAUGAGAUUUCAAAGACUAGAGAACAAACCAUAUCGAAAAUAAAAAUAAAACUUCAGUAGAACUUGGUGCUUUAUUAUUCAUACCUUAAUUUUUUUUUAAACAGUUACAACUUGUAAGAUCUAUUUUCUUGCUGUUUCAUGAUUUGUUAUGUGCCGCAGUUUGGCACACAUUUUGGUUAUCAAAAGGAAGUUUCAUUCUAUAUUGGAAUUGUGUUUUUAAGUACUUGAAGUGUACAUAUUGUUGGACCUUGUUUAAAAAGAAAUGUUGACUGUUAUAUUACAUCACAUUGUUUUGGGGAAGUAGUUUGAGACGAAAGAAACCUAAUUUUAUAAUUUGAGAUGUUAUUACUUCUGGUUGUCUUUUUUCAAAUAGAUUGAUUGUGACACAAAUUGAUAAGCUUUAUUCUAAAAGACUAGUUACCAAAAUGUAUGGGUUUCUAAAGAACAAAAAUCUUAUUAAAGAGUCCUUAGAGCUGAGUAUAGUUGUUAUCUGAAGUGCAGUGUUGAUCUUUUACUCCAAAAUGAUGACUGAAGAAAAUGUACCCAGGUACAACCAACAGAAAUCUCAGCAUGUCUCACUUUCACACGGACUUGAAAGACAGUUGCUGGAAUCAUUGUACAAUGUAUUUGGAUUCCAAGGUUUCAGAAACGAGCUUCAAGAAAAUGCGGUCAAGACUAUAGCUUCAGCAGGUCAGGAUGUUUUUGUGUCUAUGCCAACUGGAGCUGGAAAGUCCUUGUGUUAUCAACUGCCUGCUCUGGCUGGAGAGCGAAGUGGGGUAACUGUCGUCAUUUCACCAUUAAUUGCGUUAAUGACAGAUCAGAUGCAACAGUUGAGAUCUUUGGGUAUCUGUGCUGAGACCCUAAAUUCCUCUAUGAGUAAAGAAGAAAGAAAUCGAGUUCGUAAAGACUUGUAUUCACCAUGUCCUUGUACCAGACUUUUAUAUAUUACUCCAGAGCAGGCUGCUACAGAAGGUUUUCACACAAUAUUAAAUCAGUUGAAUAAAAAUUAUAAAUUUGCUUAUGUGGCUGUAGAUGAAGCCCACUGCGUCAGCCAGUGGGGUCAUGACUUCCGGCCAGAUUAUCUUAGAUUAGGAGAGUUACGACAAAAAUAUCCCAAAGUACCUUGGAUUGCCUUAACAGCAACAGCGUCUAUGUCUGUCAUGAAUGAUAUUCUACAACAUCUUUAUUUAAGACCACCUGUAGCUAUUUUCAGAGCCUCAAGUUUUCGUCCCAAUAUAUAUUAUGAUGUUGUGUUCAAAGAAUGCAUGGAUGACCCAUAUGAGGAUUUGAAAUCAUUUGCCAUGUUAUCACUAGGAGAAGAUUGGGAAGAAACACCACCUGUUAGUAGGGGUUGUGGUAUUGUGUACUGUCGAACCAGGGAAGCAUGUGAAGAAGUUGCACUCAAGUUAACCAAGAUGGGACUUUUCACAAGACCAUAUCAUGCAGGAGUCAAAAACCGAGCAAUAAACCAGAAUGACUGGAUGGAGGGAAAAUUUCCUGUAAUAGCUGCAACAAUUAGUUUUGGAAUGGGGAUAGACAAACCGACUGUUAGGUUCGUUGCACACUGGUCAGUUGCUCAGUCAGUUGCAGGGUAUUAUCAGGAAUCUGGGAGAGCAGGAAGAGACGGUCAGUCUGCUUGGUGUCGCAUAUACUACUCUCGAGCUGAUAGAGAUUCUAUUCUUUAUCUUCUGAAAAGAGACGAGCAGUCAGCCAAGACCCAGGAGGAAAAGUUCAAAGCUAACUCUGCUUGUAAGAGUUUUAAUAGAAUGAUUAAAUACUGUGAAGAAGCCCAUUGCAGACACUCGUUACUGGUGAAAGAGUUUGGGGAUGAAGUGCAAAAUUGCAAGAACAAUUGUGAUGUUUGUUGUAAACCUAGGGUAGUUGACCGAAAACUUGUUAACUUUCAAGGCACUUUAAUUUCCAGCAAGAAGAGAUCCAAUUUUCAAAUGGAAGCAAAUGAUUUUGAUAAUGAUUUGUAUGGCGGAGGAAGGAAGGGGCAAAAGACUGAAAAUAUGGAUUAUGAAAAUUCACAUGAAGAUGAUUAUAGUGAGGAUCAAGAAAAAAGAGCAGCUAAAGCUUUAUCCAAUACUAUUAAAAACGAAUUUGAAAAAAGAAGAGGUCAUAAAAAGAAUAAUGAAAAGAAGAAUCGACCAUACAAGAAUACCAGGGUGUUAGAACCAUUCAGUUCUUUUAUCCCAGAAAUUGAUAUUAGCAUCCGGGAAGAAUACUUGACAAAGCUAGAGGAAGAUGUCAAUGCUAAUUAUAAUGCAUGUGCUCCUUUACCUAGUGGUUUUCGGCUUGAUAAACAAGAUCUUCUAGACUGUGCUGCUGAUAAGGAGUUUGGAAUUUUCAAAACAAAGAAAAACGUACACAUGUACAGAAGAGAAUUUGCAUUACUUUUCAAGGCCUUAAAGGACUCUUCAAAAAAUCUUGAGCUUCAUCCAAUCUUGGUGUGCUUUGAUGGAUCUCAAAGUCCUGCAAAGAAGGCUCGUGAAGGCAGUUCAUUAGGCAGGAAAAGUCAGUCAAAAGAAAGACUAUAUACAUUAUACGAUUGUAUAGCAAAAUCUAGGUCAUCACUCCAAGAUGAAAUUAACUUGUCUACUUCUGAGGAACUUUUCAUUGAUUCAGGUAAUACUACUGACACACUCUCGAGGUCUAGUAGCUACAGUUCCUCAGCAAAAAGUUUAAAUCAUAGCUAUCCUAGUAGCAUCAGUACCUUUACAAAUACAUUGAAUACACCAAGACAUGGUGAAUUUCAAGACUCUAAAUUGGGUAAGGCCCAUAUAGUACUGAGUAGUCCUGAAGGAAAGAAAAAAGAGAGUUACUGUUCUUUUGAAAAAGGACCGUUAGCUUUGGAAAUGACAGUGGAAACUCCGGUACAAGACUUGGAGAAACAAGAAGCUAAUUGCUCUAAAGAUGUAGGUUCUACUUCCAUUAAAACUAAUCACUCCAAAGAAGCAGGUUCUACUUCCAUUAAGCCACUUGUGAAAUAUUUUUUUGAAACUAGUGACAAAACUGGGAACGAUACUGAAAGCUUCAGUAGAUGGUUGGGGAAAGAGGGUAAAUCCAUUGCUUCGGAUACUCGAAACAGCAAAGAUAGUUUUCCAGUGAAACGCGAAUGUUCUAGCACCAAUGGUACUGUGCCAGUAAGUGUGGGGAAAAAAACCAAGAUUGUGGCUAAUCCCGAAAAACUAAAAACUGCUGCGGAUCUAGUGAGGAAGUUUCUGAAUCCAAAAUACAAACAAAACAAGCUAAGCAAAGAAGUGUUUAAAAAAAUAUGCAGGACUUUGUCCCACAGAUUAGUUGAUAAGAAUCUCGUAUCAGAGAAGCAUGCCAGAGAAGCCGUUGAUGAAAUAUUUCGGAAACGGAAAGUAUAUACUUCAUUAGAUGAUAUAGUGGAUAUUUGAAUGUAUUAUCUACCCAGAAUAACGAGGUACUUCGUGAGAUAUGUGUAUCAUUGAUAUUAUGUUAUAGGGCUGAAAAACUGGGCAUGCCUGCAAGUUAGACUAAAUUUUGCAAAUGGAGGAAGAAAAAAAACUUUCGUCGCACGAGUUUAUUUGUAUUUACAGUUGUAAACUUUCUAUUUGUUUAAAGCUGUAUAUUUAAUCCUAAGUUUUCUAAAUAUUCGUAGUUUGUGGUGUAAAAGAAAAAAAUUAUUCUUAAGAAAAUGUUUUUUGUUCUUUUAAGCUUAAAAAAGUAUAGAGUGCUUAUAAUUCAACACAAUUCUUAUAUUGUGAAAAAUAUAAAUAUAGAUUCUGUUUUAAACACUAGAUGGCGAGACGAUAGAAUUUUUCUUGUGAAUAUGGUUGCUUCAUUUGGGACAUUAAAGAAACUUAAAAAUAUACCAUUAUGAAAUGUAUCUAUAGAUUCUAAUGUGAUAUUUGACUGUAUUAGUAAAUUCUUUGAUUUUUUGUAGAGGUUUCUAUAAAAAUUCAUGUAUAGUUUGUUCAUCACUUUCGUUAAUAUAUUUUCGUCUAUUUUCAUUCAUAUCUUAAUUGAACAAUAAAUUGGAGAAGCUAUUAAAAGGUGAGGUAUUUUGUUUACAUGAUCUAAUAGCGAUCUGCGCAUGUGCUGGGUAGUAUACAAGUGUAAAAUGUAUAGAGGGAGAUGCACACGAGUUACGGUUUAAUUUGGAUAUUACUGAAUAAUUUGUCAAUAUGUUUUAAAACGUGUUUUAUUACUAUUUCAGUAUGACGAUGUUUGAUAGGCUUGUAGAGAUUUUGCUAAACAUAAUAUUGUGGUAGUUUGUGAAUAAAAUAAAUAUAUCUACAGAUAUAAGAUUUGUUUGUGAUUUAAUAACAGAUAAAAGUUAUUAACUCGUUAAGUAUACAUUUCUAUGUGAUUUAGUUAACGUCAAUGCUGUGUGGUGAUUCACUAUCUUAUUUGUCGUACCAGCAGGAAAGAACUGUUGAUUUCAACUCCCUGGUUUUCUAUCAAAACAUAAUAUCACAGACUUACGUACGUCUAAAUUUUUUCGAUAUUCGAGUUUUUUAUCUAGUUAUGGAUACUGGGUAUUUUUGUUUCCUUUUUUGUUGUUGUUGUUUUAGUAACAUUGUCCAAAAAUGUAGUAAAGGAGUUUGUUUGUUUGUUUGUUUGUUUCAGACGAAUAUUUUCUAGAAAAAUAAAAAGAUUUC